Manacus vitellinus (golden-collared manakin) is the source of this 7524-nucleotide messenger RNA. It is a transcript of the gene KLHL15, whose product is annotated as kelch like family member 15. The record is from RefSeq and is a predicted model, not a curated record. Gene Ontology annotation, cellular component: nucleus; Cul3-RING ubiquitin ligase complex. Lineage: Eukaryota; Metazoa; Chordata; Aves; Passeriformes; Pipridae. Gene Ontology annotation, molecular function: protein binding. The coding region runs from base 211 to 2025 and encodes 604 amino acids. The transcript is spliced from 4 exons. Gene Ontology annotation, biological process: protein ubiquitination; nuclear protein quality control by the ubiquitin-proteasome system.
GCCGGGAGCGUGGCGGGGACCACAUCCCGUGGAGAGCCGCCGACAGAGCGCCGGGAGCCUGCGAGACGGGAGCGCCUGCCGGCACAGCCCGGCUGGGGACCCCGUGCUGGUGCAGCGCGCUGGGCACUUAUUAUUUGGGAGACCACUUGGAUAUGAGACUGUGCCCCAAGAUACGAGCAGCCUGAAUGUUUUGUAUGAAACAGGUGAUUCAUGGCAGGGGACGUGGAAGGGUUUAGCUCCUCCAUCCAUGACACCAGUGUCUCUGCAGGAUUCAGAGCACUGUAUGAGGAGGGAUUGCUUCUUGAUGUCACACUUGUCAUUGAAGACCACCAAUUUCAGGCCCAUAAAGCUCUGCUUGCCACCCAGAGUGAUUACUUCAGGAUUAUGUUCACAGCUGACAUGCGAGAACGAGAUCAGGACAAAAUCCAUUUGAAAGGUCUGACAGCUACAGGCUUCAGUCAUGUUCUCCAAUUCAUGUACUAUGGAACUAUUGAACUGAGUAUGAACACUGUUCAUGAAAUCCUUCAGGCUGCCAUGUAUGUCCAGCUUAUAGAGGUGGUAAAGUUUUGCUGCUCUUUUCUCUUAGCUAAAAUCUGCUUAGAAAACUGUGCAGAAAUUAUGAGACUUCUGGAUGAUUUUGGUGUAAACAUCGAAGGAGUCAGGGAAAAACUGGAUUCCUUUCUGCUAGAGAAUUUUGUGCCACUCAUGUCCAGACCUGACUUCCUUUCAUAUCUGAGCUUUGAGAAGCUCAUGUCUUACUUGGAUAAUGAUCAUCUGAGCAGGUUUCCAGAGAUAGAGCUGUAUGAAGCUGUUCAGGCCUGGCUGCGCCAUGAUAGAAGACGCUGGAGGCAUACGGACACCAUCAUUCAGAACAUCAGGUUUUGUUUGAUGACACCAUCCAGUGUUUUUGAGAAGGUAAAAACAUCAGAAUUUUAUCGAUACUCCCGGCAGCUGCGACAUGAGGUUGACCAAGCCAUGAAUUACUUUCAUAGCGUUCACCAACAGCCUUUGAUGGAAAUGAAAUCGAACAAAAUUCGUUCUGCCAAACCCCAGACUGCAGUAUUUAGAGGAAUGAUAGGACACAGUAUGGUAAACAGUAAAAUUCUUCUCUUGCACAAACCAAGGGUCUGGUGGGAACUAGAGGGUCCUCAAGUACCUUUACGACCAGACUGCCUUGCCAUUGUAAAUAACUUUGUGUUCUUACUAGGUGGGGAAGAACUGGGGCCAGAUGGUGAGUUUCAUGCUUCAUCCAAAGUGUUUAGAUAUGACCCAAGACAGAACACUUGGUUACGAAUGGCAGACAUGUCUGUGCCACGCUCUGAGUUUGCUGUUGGAGUUAUUGGGAGGUAUGUUUAUGCAGUGGCUGGGAGAACCAGGGAUGAAACGUUUUACUCCACUGAACGGUACGAUAUUACUGAAGAUAAGUGGGAAUUUGUGGAUCCCUAUCCAGUCAAUAAGUACGGACAUGAAGGGACUGUGCUUGGUAACAAGUUGUAUAUCACUGGUGGAAUUACAUCAUCUUCAACUUCUAAGCAAGUGUGUGUGUUUGAUCCCAGUAAAGAAGGGACAGUAGAGCAGCGAACAAGGAGAACUCAAGUGGUCACUAACUGUUGGGAGAACAAAUGCAAAAUGAACUAUGCAAGAUGCUUUCACAAAAUGAUUUCUUAUAAUGGUAAGCUUUAUGUCUUUGGUGGUGUCUGUGUGAUCCUGAGGGCCUCCUUUGAAUCUCAAGGAUGUCCUUCUACAGAGGUGUAUGACCCCGAUACGGAUCAAUGGACUAUAUUGGCUUCUAUGCCAAUUGGUAGGAGCGGUCAUGGUGUAGCUGUUUUGGACAAACAGAUAAUGGUUCUUGGAGGCCUUUGUUACAACGGUCAUUACAGUGAUUCAAUUCUCACCUUUGAUCCAGAGGAAAACAAAUGGAAAGAGGAUGAAUAUCCAAGGAUGCCAUGCAAGCUGGAUGGCUUACAAGUCUGCAGCCUGCACUUCCCUGAGUAUGUUUUGGAGCAUGUUAGACGUUGCAGCUAAAACUGAGUGAACAACCCAGUGAAAGACAAAAAGCUAUACCUAAUUUGUUAAAAAAAUACAAACCAAUUAAAUUCCUUCAGAGACAUUUUCCUUGUGUGUAAGAACAAAUGCUAAAUGCUCAAGAGAAACAGGAUGUACAGGGAGUGUACUUACCAAGUUUAUUAGAAAAGCCAAUAGUUAGUCUGACCUUGUAAAAGCUUUGUUGUUUUGGGUUUUUUUUAACAUAACUGUAAGUACAAAAAAAAUAAAUUUUUGAGUGUGCUUGGGUUUUUUGUAAUAUUUUAUGUCCGUAAUAUUUUCUCUUUUUUUUUUUAAUGGCCAUUAUGCCAUUAUGCUUUUGAAUUAAGUUGAGUUUGACAGAAUAUUUGUGAAAGGCAGAGAAGAAAGACUUGAUUAGCAGUUUUUUGAGCAUCAAAAUAAACCUCAUCAUCUGUACUAGGGUACAGCCAGAUCUAAGAUAACAAAACCAAACCCUUUCUGUGUUUUAUGUUGUUUUUUAGAUGCUUUUCCCAUUAACUGCAAAGAAUUCUUAAAUCUACUAGGUGUUUUGAUUUUCCCUUAUUUACUUUGGAGAAGAAUUUUAACCCCUUUGCAUGACCUUUUUCCUGGUUUUGUAUAGUGGUACCAGUAAGUCUGCCAAACUGCAAAUUACACAUUUUCUACUGAAUUGAAAACAAAGCAUUUUUAUAUUCAAAACACUGUUUCUAUGCUGCCUUCUAUUGUCUGCGUUGUGUUUGUUGGUGAGUAAAAAAAGUAUAUAUACAUGUGCAUACACUGUAAAAACUGUAUAUAAAUGCAUCUUUUUAUUUGCAGUUACAAUAUUAUAUUUUAACUAGUGCACAGAUUCAGCCAUAUCUGUUGAAUUUAAGGUAUUCUUUAAUAAGCUAAAUAAUUCAAAGUUCUUAAGUAACCAGAGGCCUCAUUUGGUAUCAAAGUAUCUUAUCUUUAGUAUAUACUGAUUGAUUCAGUAACUUUAAACUCUUUAUAUUGUUCCUACAUAAUGAACUGUUGAUUAUUUGUUAUUUUAUAAAUUAUUUUUUAAAAAGUAAAUUCAUCUUACCUGAAUUUCUUUUCAGUUUCAAUGUGCUGCCCAGUUUUCUUUUUUCAUGAAAAUGGAAAAUAUCAAUAAGCAAAUGCUCAGCACUGCUGUGACCCACAGUUAUUUUUGGAACUGGAUACUGGAUAUACUACAGUUUAUUCUCAGUACUUUGCUUGUACUCACAUUUCAGUAUGAGUACUCGUAUUGAAGUGGUGUAAUCUUUUCAUUAUUAUUAUUUUAAUUAUUAACUGUUAAGAACUACUGUGUUUUGAAAAUGUGGGGUUAGGUGAUUGGAUGGUUGAUGUAAUUUCUGUUUCUUUUGUAAAAAAACCUACACAACUAUGGCUACUGACCUCAGAGUGCCUGAAACGAGAUGUGUGGUCCUAGAGGGCUUUGAAUAACUCCAUUGAGUUUAACUUACAGAUAUAACUGACAGUAGAUUGGUAAGAAUUAUCUACCAAGACAUAAAUAAUAACAGUAAUUGCAUUUUGAUUAUCUUUAUGGAUGUGAAAUAAGCCACUUCUAGAACCUAAAGGAGAAGUUGAAGGCUCACAGUUCAGAUGCUGAAACAGGCAGCUGCAUAUUCUGUAAAAUCUUAUGCUGCUGUGUUUCACUUCAAGCAAUAGACUUUACUUUAUAUGCAGCAAUGCAAAACCACUUUAUUCAGCAUCUUCCAGUCAGAAAUCACUGUAGAAAAGGAAUGUACAGUACUCAGGGAGUUCAAAAGAAUGCACUUACAAAGGGACCAAAAUCACCCUAAAUUUUCUAUGUUAAAAAUAACACCUAUUGUCUAAAUGAAGUUUGAAAUAAUAGGAGUUAAAACAACUUGUAAAAACUCCUCAUAUUGUGUUUUGAUAUUUUUGUAGUAAUUAUGUUCUGGGUUGAAAUGUGAGUAUUUGGAGCUAUAUGGCAAGUCAGCAUAUUUUUAAUUUUUUUUUUUAAUUAUUAGAAAUGAUUUAUUGAUCAAGUAUUUUCUUUUCAUAUGUUUUAAAAUAAAGAGGUAAUGCAUGCCAUCAUAGCUAUAGUGAUAAGCUAUUACAUCAGAAGUGACUGGACCAAAUACUGAUAUUCAGCCUUCUGAUGCAGGCUAGUUUGCAGUUAAAUUUGUCUUUUUUAAUAAGAAUUCAGUUGACUGAAUUAGAAACCUAAUUUACUUUCUUGAUAGCUUAAGUUAAAGCUGGUGUGGCUUACACUAAAACCUCAGUUUCACUACAUCGCCCUGUGUGGGUACAGAGAGAGACUGACUCCAGUAGGUGCUGGCUCUGUGCUGACUGUACAUAGUUCAUGGAAUAUUGAGGCACAAGAGAAAAAACAAGGAGUUUUAAAUUUUUUUUUUCAUUAUUCUGUUUGUCACCAGCUCAUUUCUCAGUAAGUUAAUGGGGCAGCAAAAACUAAUCCUGCCUGAGAAGGCUUUCGUGGGCACGUUCUGUAUAGUACAGAGUACUUCACUUUUAUCUGGGGCCAGUGUGGGGAAUGAACAUGAUUCUGGAUAUCUGGUGUUCAGGAUUCAAAUGUCUUAAAGAGACACAGCCAAGACAUUAUUAAAACUAAUAGUAAAGAUGGGGGUGUCUUAAGUUACGUUCUGGAUUUGAGCACCUUCCGAGGUUCUGUGUACAGGGCACCAGCCUCUAAAGUCACUGCUGAGUACACUUGAAGAACCAGAUUGUUUUUGGUGCUCUGCUUUUAAGUUUGUAUCUAUCUUCAGGUACCCAGUUCUGAAAGUUCUUGUUCAGGGUUGUAAUAGUAAUUGUUCUGUGAAUUUUUAAUUGAACUGUUGGUUUCGGCUUCCUUGAAAGCUGUGUCUCCAUUGAGAAGCUGGCUGCUACCUUUCCAGCAUUAGGAAUGAUUGGAAUUUGCUUGGGUUUAGAAUGUGUGGGGGUAUGUGAGAGUGUUUUGUCAAUUUACAUUUCUACCAUACUUUUACUGUUUCAGACAUUAAAUAUAAAAUUAACUCUACUUUCUCUUUUAUGUUGCAAUGGAACUUUUGAGGCAGUUAUUUUUGUUACUUUAUAAAUCAGAGGGAUUGUUUAUUUUAAUUGAGUUUGCUUUUGUUAUUUAGCACCAGAUAAUUUAGUGUUUAAAUAGAAACAAAACUAAACUGGGUAAUAAGAAUUGCCUAUUACUAUGAAAUUUUGAGCAUUAUGAUCAGAUUAAGAUGAGUUUUAAAUAAAACACUUAAAUGCCUCUCAUUUGUCAAGGAAAAGGUAAGUUUCAGUCUUUGAUUAUUAAGUUUGGGGAGGUUCUCUUUCUAUUCCCACCCCAACCAUAACUGGAAUACCAGCAAACCUAAUGUCACCCACAUAUUUAAAAUUCAAUGCAUGACCUGCUUUGAAAAGAAAGUGUACUUGCCUCUUGCCUUUUUUUUAAAAAAGUGGACAUAGUGAGUUACAAUAUAGGGUGGUGGAUUUUUUUCACAUCUAUAGAAAAAAUAUAUCAGCUUCAUUUCUUAGUUUAGCAACCAACUCCAGCAGGAAAGUUUCUUUUCAGAUGAAGUAAUGUACAAUAAGCACAGUGCUCCUGUAGAGGGACCAGACACUGCCAGUUCCCAUUUCACAUGCUACUGUGCCUAUUUUUAGGGGACAGGGUUUUUUUAAAGUACUGCAUAAGGAAAAAAAUUGUUUAUUUUCCCCCCACAAAAUGUUGUUAGUUUCAUAGUGGGAAGUAUCAGGUGGCAAAAAACUUUUGAAGUUUUUUUCCCCGUGAAUUCGGCUGGAGGAAGGCAAUACUUGGUUUUACAAAGGCCCUGCUGUUUCAGAAAGCACUGCUGGCAAGUGGCAGCAUAUGAGCUACCUGGCAACCUGCUUUUAUGUUACUUCCUUUUGAAAAGUGUGGAUGUCCUACUUUCUGCAGUAUGAUAGCAGUCCUGUUAGAAUUAGAUCCAAGGGUUUGACUUGAAUAUUUCCCUGGUUUCUGAGGUUUGCAGCCAUUUUUUCUUGAGGCCCUCCUGCCUUAGAAACCCAAGUACUGCAUUUCCUCUUGCUGAUAAGAUGGUAACUGCUUGUGUCAGGGAUGAAGUGUCACUCAACACUCAGGAAGCAAAGAUAAAAUUCAUGAGGUACAAAUUCAAAUUAUUUUAAAAAAAACCCCACAUUGCUUAACUCAUUAUGUCCAUUCUGUAGCAAAAGAAGGGUAAGCAUUAUGGGGAGAUGCUAACAGUUCUUUAAACUUCAAGCUUGUGUCAGCCUGUAUAUGAUAAAGUCUUUCUAAAAAAGAGUACAUUUGUAGAGGUAUUUUGCCUUUUUGAUGUAUUUUUCCUUAAAAAAAAAAAAAGAGUGACUUGGACCCCAGAUUCUUUUAACACUUAAAUGUGUACUUCGCAUAUGUGAAUUAGUCCAGUAUAAAGAAAACAGAGAACUGUAAGGUACUUAAAACAUAGAAGCACAUGUGUUACUAAGCCUGUGCUUAAGUGUUUAUAGGAUUUGGGACAUCAAAGAAAACACCCCUACUGCUCUUCUCCUGUUUAUAAAAAUAUAGCUGGUGAAGUUACUUGAACAAGCAUCUGUCACUCAUGGCUGAGCUCACUGAAGGAGAGCAGGAAAGAACAUAACUGGAAAGCACGAGUCAUCUAUUUAAACAGUUUGCUGGUGUCCUGUAGCUCACAUUCUGAGAUUGUUCAUGCUUGUUAAACAACUUGAAGCUGCUUGAAAUAAAUACUAAUGACUACUUUUACAUCUGUAUUCUAUUUUUGAAAGUUGGUGAGUAACUUGAAAAUUUCCAUUUGUAUGAGUAAACUUCGUAAAACGUAGUUGUAUGUGGCAGGAAAACUGAUUCGUUUUGACAACAGCUUUCCUGUAUGUCCCUCUACUAAAUUUUUAUUCACUUCCUGAAUUUCAAUUAAUGUUUAUAUAGUCUUUUAAAAAUAGCUUUCAAAAACCAAUUUCAAAUGUCUUUGGAUUAAUAUUAAGUUGGUAGCUAAGGGAAAAUCACUUCUAUUUGCAGAUAGUAGUUUUUAUUUAUGGCUCUGGUAGAAAACCUUACUGUAAGUCUAGAAAAUGAGGUGUUCUGUAGGACUGAAAGGUUACUUAGGGGGCUUUUAUUACCUCAGUGGGACCCACUUAACUUUUAUGUCAGUUCUGGAACAGGUGAAGGGAAGAGUGAGCUAUGUUUUUAUUUUAAAUAUUUUCCCUAUAUAUUGUUAUUUUUGUAGAUAUUUUUUAAAUAAAUUAUUAUAUGCUGGAGAUUGCAAUUCCACUAUAAUAUCCCAUGAUUCCAGUGUACAAUAUCAGAUUGUUUGUAUUGCAAAGAAUGUAUUUGAUAAGUUAACAGGAAAAGUUAUUUUCAAACUGUGCUGUGUUUGUGUCUAGCAAUUGGAAAUACUUUUCCUAUAGAAAAUUAAAAUUAAAUGUAUAUGACCUCAUAUCUACAUUUGGAUUAAUUGUCUAAUAAUUACCCAGGGCUGCUAUAAACUUCCUAAAUAAUUUAAGAAUUGCCUCUUUUUACUGUUUUAAAGCAUUUUUUCU